GAUUAGGAACCAGUAAAUUAAAUUGUACACUUUUUGUUGGUGCGGUUAAAAAUACUCCCAUAUUUUGACAAAAAAAAAUUUGGUAGAAAUGCCACCUAGCAAACUAGACAGUCUUUACCGACGAAUGCUUAUUACCAAAUUUUUUGAAAAGGGAUGGGGUACGCCAGAAAACUUACACCGCGUUUUCCAGUUUCGUAAAGUAAUAUCCUGUCGUGAAACAUGUUUCAAACUUGUACCCCGAGACUAUCCAGUGGAGAUUACAAAAAAGAAGAGAUAUUCUGAUUCAACAUUAAUAGAGGGCAAUUUUAAAACCCCGAUGGAGCUGCAUAUGCCUGGUGUAGUUCCUAAAGCAGCACAAAAGGCAUACUUUCAAAUAUUGUUACCCAAUAAGUGGGUCAACGAAGAACAUAAACCCAUCUGCAUACAUUUGGCAGGAACUGGAGAUCAUUUUUUUUGGCGUCGCAGAAAUUUUAUUGCAAAGCCUUUAAUGAAAGAUGCAAAUAUUGGAUCUAUAAUACUGGAAAACCCAUUUUACGGAUUGCGGAAACCAGACGAUCAAAUACGAUCGAAUUUGCGUAAUGUGUCAGACAUAUUUGUUAUGGGUGGAUGCCUAAUACUCGAAUGCCUUGUUCUUUUACAUUGGUGUGAAAGAAACGGAUUCGGUCCUCUCGGAGUCACUGGAUUAUCAAUGGGCGGUCAUAUGGCAUCCUUAGCAGCAACAAACUGGCCAAAGCCUUUAGUGCUAGUUCCGUGUUUGUCUUGGUCUACUGCAUCGGCUGUUUUUACAACUGGUGUAAUGAGUCAAUCAAUUAAUUGGGAUAUGCUGGAGACACAAUAUUAUUCUGAUGGCCAAUAUAGGGAACGUCUUUCAAAAAUGGUUACUGUUAUUGACGAUGCCUUUGCGGCAGGUCAAAAAUUUAUACAAAAUUUUAAUGAGUCUCUGCAUGAGCUUAAGGAGGAUAUUGAUGAUACACGGAAAAUACAAUCUACAGAGCCUGAACCCGGUGCCAAUAAUAACAAAAUACAUGACAUCUCAUUGGAGAAUGCCGACAGUUCAAUAUUCUUGUCAAAACCACAAGACAACAAACUCUACCAAUUAAAAGAUAAUCUCAGUACGAACCUUUCAAAUAAUUCUAAUUUGCCAUUAUGCCAAGCAGACAGCCAAACAGAAGCAUCAGCGUUGACGAGACUAAUGAAAUAUAUUUUACCAUUGACGUCUGACAAUAAAAAUAAAAGAAUCGAUAUAACCAAAACAAAUUGGUGGGAGAGAGAAGCUCUUCAAUUUAUGCGAGGAAUGAUGGACGAGUGUACGCACUUGAAGAACUUCUCAGUACCAUUUGACACCUCCCUAAUAAUAGCGGUUUGUGCUAGAGAUGACGCUUAUGUGCCGCGAGAGGGUUGUACGAGUCUUGAAGACAUUUGGCCAGGAGCUGAAAUUCGGUAUUUAGAUGCUGGCCAUGUAAGCGCUUAUAUUUUACACCAAAAACUAUUCAGGUCAUGUAUUAAGGAGGCCUUUGAUAGAGCUAAAAAGAUCUAUGAUGCUGAAAAGUAUAAGAAUGCAUCAGCUGCUAUUAAAUAAAUAUUGUCAAUAAGUAUA
Messenger RNA from Drosophila grimshawi, 1597 nucleotides. Its product is annotated as protein ABHD18. Lineage: Eukaryota; Metazoa; Arthropoda; Insecta; Diptera; Drosophilidae. The transcript is spliced from 7 exons. The record is from RefSeq and is a predicted model, not a curated record. Bases 89 to 1579 code for a protein of 496 amino acids.